Molecule: messenger RNA, 6786 nt
Organism: Lampris incognitus (smalleye Pacific opah)
Lineage: Eukaryota; Metazoa; Chordata; Actinopteri; Lampriformes; Lampridae
Gene: nup214
Product: nucleoporin 214
Exons: 36
Coding region: 70-6114 (2014 amino acids)
Biological process (GO): RNA export from nucleus; protein import into nucleus
Cellular component (GO): nuclear pore
Molecular function (GO): structural constituent of nuclear pore; protein binding
Source: RefSeq, a predicted model, not a curated record
CCCGUCUCGUUGAUAGCAGCAGCGACUUCAUCUUGUCUUCUAACUUCUUAAAAAUCUAACUUCUUAAAAAUGAGCGACGACCCGGAUUCUCCUCCAGAGAGAGAGAUGAAGGAUUUUCAUUUUAGGCAGAUGAAGAAAACCAGAGUGUUUGAUUCACCCGAAGACAUGCCUAAAGAGAGAACCAGUCUGCUUGCCCUCUCCAACAAGUUUGGACUAACAAUCGUAGGAUUAGACAAAACUCUGAAAGUUUACCUAACACAAGACAUCCUUGCUGCUGAUGAAGUGGAAGGCAACUCCAAUAAAAUAGUUGAGGGUAUAUCAGCACUGAUGGAAGUUUCUGUGGAACUUCCAGUGCAUCAUUUGGCCCUCAGCAGUGAUGAGCUUACCCUGUCAGUGUGUGGCAUGUCUGAGGAAGCUGGGUUGUCGCUUGACUUCUAUGAUGUCCGUACCUUCAUCAAUAAGGCAAGACCACAGAAGUUACCUUUUGCAAGUUUCCAGCCGUCGGAAGACCCAGCAUCUUAUGUGCAGGACCUAAAAUGGAGCCCUGUCCAGCCAUCAAUGUUGGGCAUCUGUUUGUCUGAUGGAAGCUUGAUGAUCCUGGAUGUUACCGAUCAUGUCACAGUGCAGGCUCAGCUACCUGCCCAGGAUGGCAUCACAUGCAUUGGCUGGAGUCCCAAAGGAAAACAAAUUGCUGCUGGAAAUAUGAACGCCACAGUCACUCAGUAUACUCCAGCAUUGCAAAAGAAGAAAGUGAUUCCCUGCCCAAACUUUUACAGCUCCGACAACCCUGUCAAAGUUCUGGAUCUGCAGUGGCUGAGAACCUAUGUGUUUGCAGUGGCAUAUGCUGCUGCAGACGGUUCCCCCGAGACCCCUUCUGAGCUAGUAGUUAUCACCUUACCUAAAAAGGAUGAGAAGACGGAGAUGAGAUAUCUCAAUUUUAGCGAAUUAGUAUACAGCACUUGCCCUGAGAGACGGCACCAUUACUAUCUCAGCCACAUAGAGGAGUGGGACGUUGUGUUUGCUGCAUCAGCAGCUUCUGUCGAACUCGGUGUCAUUGCGAGUCAAGAAGACAAGAACAACUGGGAGGUGUGGACCCUGGAGGAUGCUAGCAGGGCUGAGCUGCCUGUCACCCAAAACUGUGAGGACACCCUGCCCCUUGGCCAAGCUGUAGACUUCACCAGUCAGAAGGAGAUCAACGACGCUGCUGGGAAGAUUUUGCCCCCAUCCCCCACCAUGCUGAUACUGUCAACAGAUGGAGUACUCUGCCCAUUUGCCCUGGUCAACCUCAACCCUGGGGCCAAGCCUUUGGUGUUAGUGCCUACCACUCUCUCUCUAGAGGGCGAGAGACUGCCCUCUGCAGAUUCUGGGGCUUGCCAACCUACCAAACCUGUGGCCUCCCUGUCUGCUCCAGUGGCAUCCUCAGCCCUCCAUCCAACCACAUCUGUUGCUUCCCCCAUUCUACUCUUAUCCUCUAGUCAACCCAACCCAUUUGUCACCACUGCCUCUACAGCCCCUACUUCCUUCACUCCCUCGUCAUGCUUUUCCUAUUCCUCUUCCUUCACUCCUGCACCUCUCCCAGCAUCCCACCUUUUGGAACCCUCAACUAUUUCUUCUGGCUCCAUCUCAGGAUUUUCUUUUUCAUCCAAUCCUCCCGGGGAUAUUUUGCCAUUACCUUCGCAAUUUUCUUUUAGUAUGUCCACUGCUCCUUCAACAUUUUCCUUUACUUCUCCUUCGACCAAACCUAUAGCAGAGGCAGCCCCAGCUCCAACUACAGCACCCCAGCGCCUUGCCACUGUUUCUCCCAUCACACUAUUGAAGGGUCCACUAGAGCCACCAGCCAUACCCGAUGUGAAGCUUUCACUCAGUGACAGGUCCUCAGCAGUCGACACACGAGCACAGGUCCCCCAGACUCAUUCCUUCACCUCUACCAUGAUUAAACAGCCUAUCACUGAGUCUGCCUCGCUGAUAGCCUCUCAGCCUUCACUCUCUAAAUCUGCUGUUGCACCAGCCUCUUUAAGACAAGUUCAAACUCCUUCAGUCCAGAAACCUGUCCCAACUGUCCAGAGCAGUGUGCCUACACCACAGGCAGCACUUGGUGGGAAGGCGGUUGAAAAGCAACUGCAACAAAGAGAUUUUGAUCCGAUCAUGACUGGCAUUAUGGAAGAAAUAGCACAUUUCCAGAAGGUCCUGGAUGACCUAAAGGCGCGAAACAGCAAGGCUGACUUUAAGGUGGGCUUUAGUGAGGAGAUGAAGGAGCUGAAGAAGAAGUCAGAGGAUCUUCACGGCUUCUCCCUGGAGAUCAAAGAGACCACUGAGUCUCUGCACGGUGACAUUAGCAAAUUGAAUAUCAGCUUGUUGGAGGGUUUUACUAGGGCUGAGGAUGGCAUGGCCCAGAUUGAGCUCAGCAAAGACAAAGAUUACCUCCAACUGCUGUACAAGAAACCUCUUGACCCUCGCAGCGAUGAAUGGCUCAAGAAAAUACGCAGGCAAUACCAGUAUGCCAUGUCGGCAGUGGAGGAUGUCAAUGACGUCCUGGAUAUGGAGUGGGAAAAACACCUGGCAGCGGAACAAAAGCAGAGACAUAUGGCGAUUCCAGGGCACGAGGUUCUGUUCGCCACACUGGCCAGUAACAAGUUCAUCAUUAACCAGCAGCAGAGCAGAUUCGAUAAGCUGGCCGAUCAACUUACCUCCCUGGGACUCUACAAAAAGACUCCAACCUGGACCACUCAUCCACUGGCAGCAAAGAGCCAGAAUGCUGCAGAUGCACUCAAUAGAUCUGACAAUGAGUUGGACAGUUUGAGGGAUUCCCUUCUUAAAACCAAACUAGAUGUCUCCUCAGAAUCACCAGUGAAGAUGUUACCCGUAAAACAUGCACAGCUGCGUAACUUCCUGUCAAAGCGGCAGACACCUCCUGUCCACUCUACUGCACCAGCCAACUUGUCUCGUUCAGUCUUCCUCUCCCCCGAAUAUUAUGAUGACAUGGAUGAUAUGAGCUCCACAUCCUCUUUGUCCCAGUCUCUGGAUCCCCAUCCAAUUCACUUGGAGCUGCAGGAAGAGCAAGGCCCAGAGCCCCAUCGCUUUCCUACCAUGCUCCCACCAGCAUCCGUCCCUCGCCACCCUACCGUGGUUAGGACCCCUUCCAUCCAGCCAGAUUUUGGGCCCUUCCACUCAACUCCGUUUACCAAGGUUCUUUCAGAAUCGAGAAUGAACUUGGGGCUGAGCACUAUUGCCACUGCAGACACUCCAAUUCUGACCAAUAAGAUCAACCUUGGUGGGGCAGACAGCACAGCGCUUGCCACAAAAACUGUGAAACACGGCGCCCCACCAACUGAGAAGGCCAUACCUGCCAGCAUCCCUGCUCAGCAGGCUGCAGCUACGGCUGCCCUUCGUAGGCAGAUGGCUAACCAGAAGCCAGCUGCUGUAAAUGCUACCCUGACAGAGUCUACUCUGAAGAUUGUUCCUCAGGUAGUCAAUGUUCAGGAGCUCAAGGAUAAGGGACCUCCCAUUCCUGUUUCCACUGUCAUAAGCCCCUCAGUCCCAGCUCCAGCAGUUCAGGUGGUUGAGCAAGUUCUUGUUGCGGCUACAAACCAGAGUAAACGUAAUUCCACUCAAGGCAUCUUAAAGGUAUCCACUGAGAGUUCUGCUGCUUCACAGGCAGGAUUUGCAUUGGGUGGAGCUCCCAAUGUUAAUGCUUCUGUAGUUGCCCCAAGCUCAACUGAACAAAGCAGCAGCAAAGGCUUUGCUUUCACUGCAGCAGCCACAAGCUUAAGUUUUACUUCAGUUUCUCAGGGAGCUGGAAACGCACAAGUUAAGGAUGUGAUUAAAUUCUCAUUUGCCGGAAGUGGCAACAACAUGAUUUCGCCGGCAGAAGAGCCUUUCUCCUUGACACCAAAGUCCAUAUCCCCUGCUUUGGGUACUGGCUCCUCCACUCCACCUCCCAACAUGUCAGGAGAUCCAGUCAGACCCUCCUCAACAACAUCAGCACUUAGGGUAGAGCCACAAAACCCUAAUGCAUUAGGGGGAGAGACUCUGGGAAGUUUCUCUGGGCUGCGUGUUGGCCAGGGAGAUGAUGACACAAAAGAUGGCACCACCAAACCCACUGCUAAGGGAGCAGCACAGUUUAGCUUUGGUUCAACUGUCCUGAAACCAGCCGAAGAUUCCUCAAGUACAGAUGUGUCCAAAGGAACUGUGUCAAUGAGUUCAGGCAGUUUGUUUAAGUCCCCAGAAUCAAAUUCAAAAAUCCCUUUUUCUGCUUCCCAGUCUAGUUUAACUGCAUCAGCCUUACCCAUAUCAUUCAAUAGUCUCCUAGCUGCCCCUCUAGGCUCCCAAGAGGAACCUAAAGCCCUUAUACAACCUUCUGACCCCACCCCUCCCCCUGAACAAGAACCAUCCCCUGAACCCAUUAUAGAGAGUGUAAGCCCCGCUUUAACUGAGGCAGCUUCUGCAACGGACUCAACAACCGCAGAACCCACAGCAACAUCGGCCCCUACACAAGUACAAACACCUCCAGUCCCUGCACCCAUCACUGCCCCUAACACUGUCCCGAUUGCCUCCAUCACCCCAAUAAUGGAAGGAAAGUCUCCACCAACAGCCCCUGCUGCUCCCACAUUGGAAUCCACUACUGAGACCACCCCUGCUCCUGGGCCCUCCCCAGCCACAGCUACCCCUUCUCAAGAGACAUCUCAAGAGGUCACCCAGUCAGCCCCAACAGCAUUCAAGGCCCCAAGUUCUGACAAACCUGGUUCCAUCUUUACUCAGUCAGCCACAGCAGUAACAGAUAGCAGCACCAUAGGAGUCCAGCUAGUUAUCAACACAGCUGCUCCUGCCGCCACCACCGUCACCCCUACUACUGCAAUUGCUGCAGCCACCACAUCUAGCACUGUUUUUGGGCAACCUGCUGGGACCUCAGCCUCUUCAGAGCCAGCAGCUACAGGAUUUGGUUCAACUGCUUUUGGCAAACCUGGAUCUAGCUUUGGCAAACCCAUAUUUGGACAGAUGAGUGGAUUUGGUCAGCCUUGCAGCAGCACAAGUACACCUGGUGGCUUUUAUUUUGGUCAGUCAGCAUUUGGAGAAAACUCUGGUAAUGCAGCCACUGGAGGUGGUGGCAGUCUGUUUGGAGGCCCCACUGCGAGUAAUGCCAGUUCAUUUUCCUUUGGCACCAGCUGUGCCAACAAUGCUAGCAGCACUGGUACGGGGCUGUUUGGACAAAGUACCACCCCAGCUUUUGGACAGCAGUGCUCAGGAUUUGGACAAAGUUCGGUGUUUGGCAGUAACACUACUACAACAUCAUCUACAGGAUUCAGCUUUAGACAGCCCUCAGCUUUUGGCAGCUCCUCUACCGCAUCAGUUUUUGGCCAACAGCCAAGCAGCGGGAGUGUCUUUGGACAGCAGCCAUCAACUGGAGUGGGUCUGUUUGGUUCGAGCUCAUCCAAUGCAGCAGGCUCAUCUAGAGGGGCAGGGUUCUUCAGUGGCCUGGGGGGUAAACCCAGUGAAGAUGCAGCAAACAAAAACCCAUUUGAUUCCACUGCUUCUACUGGGGGUUUUGGACAAUCUAGCCAGACAGGUACUACAACCCUGUUUGGAAAUAGUGGUGCAAAGACCUUUGGUUUUAGCCAGUCCUCCUUUGGGGAGCAGAAACCUAGUGGGACCUUCAGCACUGGAGGAGGAAGUGUCGCAUCCCAGGGCUUUGGCUCAUUCUCUACUCCAUCAAAACCAAGUAGUGGUUUUGGCAGUGCCCCAGUGUUUGGCACUCCCCCAUCUUUUGGGGGUUCUCCAGCGUUUGGUGGUGUAGCAUCAUUUGGGUCAGGCGCCUCCUUCAAUAACAACAUGGGAUCCUCAGGUGGCAAGGUGUUUGGAGAAGGCACUGCAGCUGCUAAUAUGGGCGGAUUUGGGUUUGCCUCUCCCUCCAGCCCCCCAUCGUUCGGCUCCAUGGCCAACCAGAGUACUCCCUCCUUUGGGAGCUUGGCCCAGCAAGGCUCUGGUUUUGGGGCUCAGCCCAGUGGUUUCGGACAACCAACUGGCUUUGUACAACAGCCUCAAGGAGCAUUCACAGGAGGCACCUUUGGGUCAACAAAUCAAUCAGCUCCACAAACAUUUGCAAGUUGGAGGAGCUAGUUGAGACUUCGGUGAGCAGACCGGUCAGUCCUCUCCAAUAGAGAGGGGAAAUGAAAACCUUGUGGAAUGUUUUUUUUGUAAGCACAUUUUACUGCAGUAGUACAUUAACAGAGCGUCACAACAUUUUUUUAUGUAUUGAACCCAUUACGCCCAACUUGUGAGAGUUCUUUAGAUAAAACUAAAGGUUUUCAUGGAAAAUGUAAGAAGUUUCAGACAACCUGUUAUAAUCAGCUUCGCCAUUCAUUGCAAUUUUGAUGUCAUAGUGGUGUCUAUCUUAAUGUUGGAUUGAAGAAACACUGGGAGCGUCAGUAUCAUCAUUAAAUUCUGUUUGACAACUUGAGCGAGAUUUUUGUGUGUGUAUAUAUUUAAAGAGAGAGAGAGAUUUGACAGAACAGUUUGUAAAAGUUUUUAUUACAAAUGUAAUUACAUAGUAUUAAAACCUUUCAUUUUAAUACAAAAAUGUAAGAAUUAUCAGCUCAGUGACAAGUUUAGACUGAGAAUGUAACAAAAUUAAACUGACGACCCCCAUAUGUUUUUUCCCAAAAGGAAGUAGAUAUCCACAUAAUGUGUAUAAUUUUGACUUGAAUUGAUUCUUUGUCAAACUGGUUUUGCUGUCAAUCCUGUAUUGAUGUAUUAUGAUUGAUAAGUGGAAUAUUGGAAAUAAAGUUGACA